CCGCGAGCUGCAGCCAAUCGGCGGCUGCCGGCGUCGGGUGCACUCGGCCUCGCCCGCGGCCCUCCCGCCCCCGGCUCUCGCUCGCCGCUCGCUCAGUCCGCCGCCGCCGCCUUCGCCGCUGCCGCCGCCGCCGCCGCGCCUCCGUUUGCCGACUCGGGCAUUACUGAAGAUGGCGGAAGCCCACCAAGCCGUGGCCUUCCAGUUCACGGUCACCCCAGAUGGGAUCGACCUGCGGCUGAGCCACGAAGCCCUGAAGCAGAUCUACCUGUCUGGACUUCAUUCCUGGAAAAAGAAGUUCAUCAGAUUCAAGAAUGGCAUCAUCACCGGCGUGUACCCGGCCAGCCCCUCCAGUUGGCUCAUCGUGGUGGUGGGUGUGAUGUCAACCAUGUACGCGAAGAUCGACCCCUCGCUGGGAAUAAUUGCGAAAAUCAAUCGGACCCUUGAUACUAGCGGCUACAUGUCCAGCCAGACGAAGAACGUGGUCAGCGGCCUCCUGUUCGGCACGGGGCUGUGGGUGGCCCUCAUCAUCACCAUGCGCUACUCCCUCAAGGUGCUGCUGUCCUACCACGGCUGGAUGUUUGCCCAGCACGGCAAGAUGAGCCGCGCCACCAAGAUCUGGAUGGGCAUGGUCAAGAUCUUUUCAGGCCGCAAGCCCAUGUUGUACAGCUUCCAGACGUCUCUGCCACGCCUGCCGGUCCCUGCGGUCCAGGAUACUGUGAACAGGUAUCUGGAAUCGGUGAAGCCGCUCAUGAAGGAAUCGGACUUUAAACGCAUGACGGUUCUCGCGCAAGAUUUUGCCGUCAGUCUCGGACCAAAACUGCAGUGGUAUCUGAAGUUAAAGUCCUGGUGGGCUACAAACUACGUGAGCGACUGGUGGGAGGAAUACAUCUACCUGCGGGGCCGAGGGCCACUGAUGGUGAACAGCAACUAUUAUGCCAUGGACUUGCUGUACGUCUUACCGACGCAGAUUCAGGCGGCGAGAGCCGGCAACGCAAUCCACGCCAUCCUGCUGUACCGACGGAGACUAGACAGGGAGGAGAUCAAGCCGAUUCUGCUGUUGGGAUCCACAGUCCCACUCUGUUCCGCUCAGUGGGAGCGGAUGUUUAAUACUUCGCGGAUCCCGGGAGAGGAGACGGACACCAUCCAGCACAUAAGGGACAGCAAGCACAUCGUCGUGUUCCACAAAGGCCGUUACUUCAAGGUCUGGCUCUAUCACGACGGCCGGCUGCUGAAGCCCCGGGAAAUCGAGCAGCAGAUGCAGAGGAUUUUGGACGACCCCUCGGAGCCCCAGCCCGGGGAGGCCAAGCUGGCGGCCCUCACCGCGGGAGAAAGAGUCCCCUGGGCCAAGUGUCGCCAGGCCUAUUUUGGCCGCGGGAAAAAUAAGCAGUCCCUCGACGCCGUGGAAAAGGCCGCGUUCUUCGUGACGCUGGAUGAAACCGAGCAGGGGUACAGGCAGCAAGACCCGGAUGCGUCGAUGGACUCCUAUGCCAAGUCCCUCCUCCACGGCAGGUGUUAUGACAGGUGGUUCGAUAAGUCUUUCACGUUCAUCGUCUUCAAAAACGGGAAGGUGGGCAUGAACGCGGAACAUUCCUGGGCCGACGCGCCCAUCAUCGGGCACCUGUGGGAGUACGUCCUGGCCACUGACUCCUUUCAGCUGGGUUAUGCCGAGGACGGGCACUGCAAGGGCGACCCCAACCCGAACAUUCCGUACCCCACCCGGCUGCAGUGGGACAUCCCGGAGGAAUGUCAGGAGGUGAUCGAGACUUCCCUGGGCUGCGCGAGCCUUCUGGCCAACGACGUGGAUUUCCAUUCUUUCCCGUUCCACCCCUUCGGCAAAGGACUCAUCAAAAAGUGCCGGACGAGCCCGGACGCCUUUGUGCAGCUCGCGCUCCAGCUGGCGCAUUACAAGGACAUGGGCAAGUUCUGCCUCACGUACGAGGCCUCCAUGACCCGGCUCUUCCGAGAGGGGAGGACGGAGACCGUGCGUUCCUGCACCACGGAGUCGUGCAACUUUGUGCUCGCCAUGGUGGACCCCACCCAGACGGUUGAGCAGAGGCUCAAGUUGUUCAAGGUCGCCUCCGAGAAGCACCAGCACCUGUACCGCCUGGCGAUGACUGGCUCCGGGAUCGACCGUCACCUCUUCUGUCUCUACGUGGUGUCCAAGUACCUGGCCAUGGAUUCCCCCUUCCUGAAGGAGGUCUUGUCGGAGCCUUGGAGAUUAUCGACCAGCCAGACCCCUCAGCAGCAGGUAGAGCUGUUCGAUUUGGAGAAGAAUCCAGAGUACGUGUGCAGCGGAGGGGGCUUUGGACCGGUUGCGGACGAUGGGUAUGGGGUGUCCUACAUCCUCGUGGGCGAGAACCUCAUCAACUUCCACAUAUCUUCCAAAUUCUCCUGCCCUGAGACCGACUCGCAUCGCUUUGGGAAGCACCUGAAACAAGCCAUGAUUGACAUCAUCGGUUUGUUUGGGUUCAGCUGCCACGCCAGAAAGUAAUCCCACGAGAGCCACCGUGAAGGACAACGAGCUGUGCUGAGAAAAACCAAAUGAAAAGUAGCUGUUGCUCCUGAUUAUAGUUCGGGGUGAAAAAUCGCUCAAGAAACCCAGAAGUUUUCCUUCCCGCCCGGGGUUUGGUGGUGGUGUUUCCUAGAACAGCUGUCUUCACCCUGUGAAGUAUAAUCCCACUACUUCCUGGCAGGUCCUGACUUUGGGAAUGUUUGAUAAGGUGCCCCCCCCCACCCCCCCCACCCCGAAAGUUUAUGCAGCCACACUGCGUUUAUAUACAGGAUGAAAAUCUGGUUGAGCUAGUUAAGGGACUAGUGGGGUUGUGACUUCACCCGUGGGAAAUGCCAGUGGCACGUUUCCUCGGUGGGGACCGAAUACCUGGUCCUUAACGGGCAUUUACUUUUUUAUCGGAGCUUUUUUUUGUGCAGAGAGAGAAGCGUUCCAGGCAGAGAUGUUAGACUGUUCGUAGUCGACGCGUGUAUAAUGCACUAAUGGAAGCCUGGUGCUUUGGGAACCAGUUUUGUGUCCCUGUGGGUAGUAACUCUGUCCCCGUCUGGCUUGGUAGUCUGUGCGUGCCUCUCCGGGUCUGAAGCGAGUUCGCAUCCCGUAUUCUGUAGUUUUUACUGACCCUGCAAGUCUUCAAACCCAGUGCCUUAAAAACGCGAGGCCCUAACGAAAGGGAGAGCGUGGGAAAGAUGUGCUCUGCAAACCUUCAGGUGGAAUGGUGAGCGUCUUACUCCUUUCUCGUUUACGGAGCGGAUAACCCUGUAAAUAAGCGCUUCCUGUGGCUUCCCUACCCCUAGAAAGACCAGUUUCCUUGGGAGGGCAGCUGGCCUAGAGCCCUCUCUUCGGCCCGCCUUCCUUGCAUCAUUAAGCGACAAAAGAAAGAGUGUGCGUGUGUCAGAAACGGGGAGCGAGGGAGAUCGUGACCAGGUGUGACACGUCUGCCGUAGUCACUGAAGAAUAAAAAGGUACAAGACGUGCCUCGGGAUUACUGCUUCCCCGGGCUGACGGCAAGGAGGGCGUGACGUUGACCACUGACGAAGGGAAAAAAAGCUCAAGAAACGGGAAGAGUGACCUCAGAAGGGUCAGGACAGUGCAGCACCUGGAGGCCCCGGGCGUGCUUUCUAACCCCACCUGGGGAGGGAGGACCCCUCUCCUUUCCAGCCGAGAUGCGGGGAGACGGCAACAGGAGGCCACGCCAUCUCGGUGACCCGCCACGCGUCACCGGUGACAGGUGCUAAGUUUAACGUAGCCUAUCCUUCGGGUGGGAGUGCCUUUAUGGAGAGAGUCUGAUUGACCAAAAAGCGAUUAUGCACUGAAUCGUCUUCCGCAUUUAAUGUAACCCUUAAGGAUCAUGGAAUGAAAUAACCCACUGCCUGUGGGCGGUAGUGACAGGCUCAGCUGUCCCGUUUUUAAAACCGCGUAUUUAUUUUUCUGACCACUUUGCUCCGGUCGGGCUUGCUUCUGUAAAGAGUUGUGCACUCCAGUGAUACAAUGGCCAGGCUGAACUGUUGGAGGAGACAGGGCGCUUGCUUGCAAAGCACAUGUAUUUAUGUAUAUGUUUUCAUGCAAAAUUCCCACCUACGUGGGCCAAAGAGUUUUGUUUUUUUUUUUUUUGCUCUUAAAAGCAAGAAGAAAUGAAAACAGGCCAAAAAACCACACAAAACAAAAACAAAACUAAGAUGAAAACCAACAACUAUGAUAACAAACCCUCGUGUUCAUCUGUGGUUCACAGUCAAGGAGGUGGGGGGUGGGGAAUAGCGUGCCCCGGGUGGGCACGGCUUCCAAUCACGGGGGCAUCGGCGACUGUCACAGCCACCUAAAUCCUGCACUAUUGACCUGACAAGUCUGCAUUCCCUUCGCGUUCGCAUGUGAAUUUGAAUGUUGACCCGUAGCACUUAAUACCUAUUUGGGCUUGUCUCUCAGGUUUAAAUAUUUCCAAUGUAAUUACCUGUCGUUAACCAGUGCAGUUAUCAAUGCAAUUUUAUAUUUCCUGGGAGAAAGGAGAGUGGGUUUUUAUUGUACAUGUUGCAAGGAGGAGGGAAGAGUAUUACGUAUUUAAUUUAACGUUGAAUAAGCCAUAGUCUUUUCUUAAAGGAGCUGUGGUUUGAAUUUGUUACCUUGGGCUGUCCGUUGCAUGUAAAUACAAUAUGCUCUUUUGGAUGUAAAUCUUAGAAAUGCAGGAUGAAUGUUAUCAUUAAUAAAACAUUAAUCCCA
This is a messenger RNA of Neofelis nebulosa (Clouded leopard), 4720 nucleotides long. RefSeq names its product carnitine palmitoyltransferase 1A (gene CPT1A). The coding region runs from base 170 to 2491 and encodes 773 amino acids. The record is from RefSeq and is a predicted model, not a curated record. Lineage: Eukaryota; Metazoa; Chordata; Mammalia; Carnivora; Felidae. Gene Ontology annotation, cellular component: mitochondrion. Gene Ontology annotation, biological process: carnitine metabolic process; fatty acid metabolic process. Gene Ontology annotation, molecular function: carnitine O-palmitoyltransferase activity. The transcript is spliced from 19 exons.